Molecule: messenger RNA, 1268 nt
Organism: Budorcas taxicolor (takin)
Lineage: Eukaryota; Metazoa; Chordata; Mammalia; Artiodactyla; Bovidae
Product: phosphatidate cytidylyltransferase, mitochondrial
Exons: 8
Coding region: 205-1218 (337 amino acids)
Biological process (GO): CDP-diacylglycerol biosynthetic process; cardiolipin biosynthetic process
Cellular component (GO): mitochondrion
Molecular function (GO): phosphatidate cytidylyltransferase activity
Source: RefSeq, a predicted model, not a curated record
UCCCGCCUGACUGACUGACUUCGUGUCUGACAGACUUCGUGUCUGACUGACCUGCCGCCCCGAGUCCUUGCGAGCCCCAUUCACCUCGCCCCCCGGCCCCAGCCUUCUUCCGUCCGGGCGAGUCCCCGGCUUUCCUCUCGCACCCCGAGCGGGUUCCCGGUCCCGCCCGCUGUCCUCCGGGGGGCCCUGGGUGACCCCGGCCCCAUGGCGCUGCAGGCGCUGCAGAGCUCGGGGGUGGCCUUCCGCAAGAUCCUGUCUCACUUCCCCGAAGAGCUGAGCCUGGCUUUCGCCUACGGCUCGGGGGUGUACCGCCAGGCGGGGCCCAGCUCAGACCAGAAGAAUGCAAUGCUGGACUUCGUGUUCACGGUCGAUGACCCCGUCGCGUGGCAUUCAAAGAACCUGAAGAAAAACUGGAACCACUACUCUUUCCUAAAAGUGCUGGGGCCAAGGAUUAUCACUGUUGUCCAGAAUAACUACGGUGCCGGCGUUUACUACAACCCGUUGAUCACAUGUGAUGGGAGGCUUAUCAAAUACGGAGUUAUUAGCACCAGUGUUUUGAUCGAAGAUCUCCUCAACUGGAAUAACUUAUACAUUGCUGGUCGACUCCAAAAACCGGUGAAGAUCGUGGCGAUGAAUGAGGAUGUGGCCCUCCGCUCAGCCCUGGAUCAAAACCUGAAGAGUGCUGUGACUGCGGCUUUCCUCAUGCUCCCCGAAAGCUUUUCUGAAGAAGACCUGUUUAUAGAGAUCGCCGGGCUCUCCUACUCAGGUGACUUUCGGAUGGUGGUUGGAGAGGAUAAGGCAAAAGUGUUGAAUAUCGUGAAGCCCAACAUGGCCCACUUCCGGGAGCUGUACGGCAGCAUUCUGCAGGAGAGCCCCCAGGUGGUGUAUAAGGCCCAGCAGGGCAGCCUGGAGAUCGAUAAAAGCCCAGAAGGACAAUUCACUCAGCUAAUGACAUUGCCCAAAACCUUACAACAGCAAAUAAAUCAUAUUAUGGACCCUCCUGGAAAAAACAGAGAUGUGGAAGAGACUUUAUUACAAGUUGCUCAUGACCCUGACUGUGGCGACGUGGUGCGUCUAGGGCUCGCAGCAAUUGUGAGGCCUUCCAGUAUGAGACAGAGCACCAAAGGCGUUCUCACUGCCGGUCUGAAGAAAUCAGUGGUUUAUAGUUCACUCAAACUGCACAAAAUGUGGAAAGGAUGGCUGAGAAAAACAUCCUGACUUUGGCUUGCUUUUGUCUAUUUUACGUUUAGUUGAAUAAAAUGGUCCAU